GUUGUUUUGUGCUGCCGCCUACACUAUAUAAUUAAUAUUCUGUCUUGUUUUCUAUGGUGUCUCUGUUUGUAUUAUGGUUUAUGUUAUCCAGUAUAUGCAGCUUUUCAAACUCGGAGUGCAAGUGCACCUACAAGACCUAGUGGAAGCUCUCAUGCAGGACCUAGUGGAAGCUCUCCUGCUACCCAUGUUUUGGUCCCGAGUCCUACUAUGUCACAAGUGGAAGAAGACUAUGUCGACGACAAUUCUGAUGAGAAUGAUGAGACUUAUGUAGAUGUAGAGCCUGAUGAGGAGUGAUAAUUGUAGUAGUGUUUAUCUUGUAUGGUGGAUGAAUUUUUAUUUUACUUGGAUGUUAUCAUUUGAGAAUUGUAAAACUAAUGUGUUUAAUUACGAAUUGAAGAUAAUCUCAUCUAUGAUUGUCGAUAUUUUAUGUUGAACAAAAUUAUUUAUAAUUUUGCGCCAAAC
Messenger RNA from Linum tenue, 462 nucleotides. The record is from the annotation of a GenBank genome assembly. Lineage: Eukaryota; Viridiplantae; Streptophyta; Magnoliopsida; Malpighiales; Linaceae.